AUGACUGUGCUGAAUAUACUCGGCAUAUACGCCACGGUGAAGGACCUGGCAACAGACCUGAAGGACACGGUGCGAGUCUCUAAAUCAUCAGAGAAGAUACUCUGGGCAGUAGACUACUGCUUCGUGAUGUUGAUAGCCAGUGUAGGGGCUUACAAUGGGUUCUCUAGGGUGACGGAACUACUUCAGUGCCUGAGCAGUGUUCAGAAGAUCAAAAAGGAAAUUAUCACAGACCAAGACAAGGAAUUCAAAUGCUGUGAGAAGAAGAACUGCUCUAUAUUAGUAUCAUUUCUAGUUUUUGCUACUACCACGGUCAUUCUGAAUUAUAGGAGAAUCUUUAUAAAGGCCAUAGAGACAAGAAAAGACAUUAUCGUGACGUCACUGUACUCCUGCUACGAAGCAGCAUACGUGAUGCUGUUUGUGCUAGAAAUGCAGUUCCUCUUCAGCUCUUUAGAGAUCUAUGAAGCCUUGAAGACUUUGAACAACGCUUUGGAGAGGGCAUCCCAGCAGAAAACUGUUAUGGACCGAACGCGCCUGCUGGUAAGCCAGAUAAUCCUGCACAACACCGAUGCCCUGAUGGCCGAGGAGCUGGACAAGUUCUACCGAUACCUGCUUCUCAAUAAGACCAGCUACGCUCCGAUGGCAUUGUGCACACUCAGCCGAUCUCUUCUAGCUACUAUGCUGGGCAGCGUUGCUACUUACCUGGUCAUCAUUGUACAGCUGUCCGCAGUCGAAGGUCUUUAG
Molecule: messenger RNA, 741 nt
Organism: Ostrinia nubilalis (European corn borer)
Lineage: Eukaryota; Metazoa; Arthropoda; Insecta; Lepidoptera; Crambidae
Exons: 6
Coding region: 1-741 (246 amino acids)
Biological process (GO): sensory perception of taste
Cellular component (GO): membrane
Source: RefSeq, a predicted model, not a curated record